This is a messenger RNA of Alternaria atra, 1197 nucleotides long. RefSeq lists its product as uncharacterized. NCBI's taxonomy places the organism in Eukaryota, Fungi, Ascomycota, Dothideomycetes, Pleosporales, Pleosporaceae. The transcript is spliced from 5 exons. Gene Ontology annotation, molecular function: O-methyltransferase activity. Bases 1 to 1197 code for a protein of 398 amino acids. The record is from RefSeq and is a predicted model, not a curated record.
AUGGAGUCCGAUGCCAUCUCCCAACUCAAAGCGCUACUAAACGCUGCCCCGGAUCUUCGCUCACAACUCAGUAAUGCCGAGCGCCUCCAACUAAGCGGAUUGGCUGAAGCACUCAGAAAUGAGUUGGAAAGACCAGAUGAAGCCAUUUUCAGGGUAACGUUCAACGAGCCCGGACAUUAUCUUGCUAUUCGGUUAGCCAUACAAUGGGGAGUUUUUGAAGCCCUAGGCGAUGUUGGUGACAAGGGGAAGACGAGCGUUCAGCUUGCUGAGGGUGCUGGGGCGGAUGUGCGGUUAGUUGCUCGCUUCCUACGUCACCUAGCUGCGAAUGGCACAAUCCGCGAAGUCGAUCUCGAUACCUACGCAAGCACUCGACUUUCGGCUUCUUUGAGGCAAAAGUCGUUCAAAGAUGCUAUUCAAUUCAUGUACGACGACUUCUACAACGUAGGCUGGAAAGUCCCCUCAUUCCUCGACUCCAUCUCCCACCGCAAUCCUACUGAUAUCAACAACGGUCCAUUUCAACAUGCACAUGGCUUCUCUAAUAAAUCCCUGUACACUUACUUUGACGAAGAUGCAGCCAUGGGAGCUCGUUUCGGCGGUAUGAUUCAGAUGUACAACGCUGGCAAACCCUUCUUUUGGGAGGAAGGCUACUAUCCACUCAAAGAGCGGUUGGUACUUAGAGGGCCUAAUUCGGAUGAGGAUGUCUUGCUUGUAGACAUCGGAGGUGGGGAUGCUGGAGAUCUGGGUCUGUUGAGGAAAGCGCUCGGGAAGGAAGUAAAGGGUCGGCUUGUUUUGCAGGAGUUGAAGCAUAUCGUCGAUAGGUGUAAGGAGGAUGGAUUUGAAGCGCAGGUGGGAGAUUGGAACGAGGUUCAACCGAUCAAAGGAGCAAGAGCAUACAUGCUUCAGCACAUCCUCCACGACUUCAGCAGCGACGAUGAAUGCCGUCAUAUCCUCCGCAAUAUUGUUCCUGCUAUGAAGCCUGGUUACUCCAAGCUACUCAUUAAAGAGCUUCUCGUACCAGAUCGCAACGCGCCAUGGGCAUUCACGGCAAUGGACGUCAAUGUCAUGCAAUCACUCUCCGGUCAAGAGCGUACCGAAUCGCAAUUCCGUGAGCUAAUUGAGUCAGUUGGACUGAAAAUUGAGGGCAUAUGGGGUCACGAGAAUGCGUUGGACGUGGUCAUCGAAGCCUAUCUGUCCUAG